This is a messenger RNA of Triticum aestivum (bread wheat), 1040 nucleotides long. RefSeq lists its product as uncharacterized. NCBI's taxonomy places the organism in Eukaryota, Viridiplantae, Streptophyta, Magnoliopsida, Poales, Poaceae. The transcript has 3 exons. The record is from RefSeq and is a predicted model, not a curated record. Bases 65 to 463 code for a protein of 132 amino acids.
CUAGCCUUUUGUCCCUGGCCAGAAGAACUGAAGCGGUCAUCUCCGUCCUUCCCGUACACCCAGGAUGAGACAGCGCCGUAUCACCACGCACGCCCCUGAUCUGGACGGCACAGCCGAGUCCGUGGCGGCGUGGUCCUUCUCCCCAGGUCACUGGAUCCAGCCGAGAUUCAUCCUGGAUGCAUCGUCCAGCCGCUGCCCUCGAUGCCUCCGCUGCGUCUCUCUCCGUGGCCCAGCCGCUGCCCUCGAGUCACCGUCCGACAGCCUCGACACCUACCGGCAGUCGGACGGGCGCGCAGCCGCACCUGUUAACAUCCAAUUUCACAAGAAGGUGCUCUUGCAGUUUAUACACGCAGGGGACUUUCUGGACUGGCGCUAUGCCGCUCUAACCUUCUCUCCUCCUCUGUUCCAACUCCCCUCCUCCUCGUUCCCCCAAUCUUUCCCUCGCCCUCUGAUCUCUCUCUAAUCCCUUGUCACAUCUCUCUUGUGGAUCCUUUCUUAUCAGCUGUCCUGCUUUGGCCCUCCCGGUCACUUGUGGUUCUGGACGGGCGGGUUUCUAGCAUAAAAAGAGAGCUUGCUCGUCCGGAUGCGGACGAGCCUGGGGAAAAGAGUGUUAAUCAGGUCACUCAGCUCUCUUCUCGAGCGAUUGCGCCAGAUCCUGGGAUUGAGCUCACCAUGCAAGCGCUGUCCAUCAGCGAACCGGCGAUUGUUUAUAUUCAGGCUGAACAGAGGCUUGAGGAGGGUCAGGAUGCAGAUUUCAAUUUUCUCAUGAAGCUUGCUUCUACAAGAGGUCCAAUCAGAGUUCUUUCGGUUUAGGCUGUGCAGCACUCUAUGGCUAGAGCAUGGAUGCUGUUAUGUUUGUGAUUACUCCUCAGCCUUGGAGCAUGGGUUCGGAUAACUUUCUGCUUGAAUUAUGGGUUAUGCUAUUAUCAAGGCACCGCUUUGACUUUCUGCUUGAAUAUACCUUGAUAAUAGCUGUACCCAUAAUUCAAAGAUAUAUAUGUGUGUGCUCUCAGUUGGCACCUCGCUGCUACGACCAGUUA